Ustilaginoidea virens is the source of this 1326-nucleotide messenger RNA. RefSeq lists its product as uncharacterized. Gene Ontology annotation, biological process: zinc ion transport; transmembrane transport. The transcript is spliced from 3 exons. Lineage: Eukaryota; Fungi; Ascomycota; Sordariomycetes; Hypocreales; Clavicipitaceae. The record is from RefSeq and is a predicted model, not a curated record. Gene Ontology annotation, cellular component: membrane. The coding region runs from base 1 to 1326 and encodes 441 amino acids. Gene Ontology annotation, molecular function: metal ion transmembrane transporter activity.
AUGGCAGGCAUCUUUCUGCUCCUGGCGCUUUGCGCAGUGAUGGCCGUUACGUACGAAAGAAUCCUCAUUAAUUAUCUUUGGGCUUUGACACCCGACAACAACCCCCGCCCCAAGUCCACUACUAACAUGGCCGCCGCCCUUAGAUCUUUUCUUGCUGGGGCGCUCCCCUUGUCCAUGUCGCUUUCGCAAUCGCAGCUGCGUCUAAUGUCUAGCAUCGGCGUCGGUAUAUUGGUGGGGACAUCGCUUAUAGUCAUCAUUCCCGAAGGAAUCGAAGCAGCUGCUUCGUCGCCCAUUACAUCGCACGCUCAUAAAGUCCGCAGCCUGGCUCGAAGAAGCCCGUGGAGCUUCGGUCUGGGAGAGGGAGAGAUAAUGGAGCAAAUCGGCGCAGUCGCGACACUGCGUCGACAAAACCCCCCCCCAAGUGAGGAAUGGCCGGCCGUCGUUGUAUCACGCGCUACCCAUCCAGGAGGCUUCAGGCGAGACAACGAGCCUGCCGCAUCCGCGCCGCCCGAAGGUACCAAGCACGACAAGCCGAAACAGGAGGGGAGAAAAGACGGGCAAGGGGUGGAAAUUCCAGCCUUCGAGGUCGGCUUCUCCAUGAUCCUUGGCUUUGUCCUCAUGUUCCUCAUUGACCGGCUGCCCAAGCAUGCCUCGGCGAGUCUGCUGCCCGGCCCACAGCCUCAGCACUUUAGCUUGGACAACCUGGGCGGGACUGGCGUAGCAAUGGCAUCAGAAGAAGACGAGGAGGAAGGUCUCCUUGGCUCACUAACCCCCUUGUCAAAAUUCACGAGAACCCUCGCUACAACGACGGGCCUGGUCAUACAUGCCGCAGCUGAUGGCAUUGCCAUGGGCGCUUCCUCUGCCACCUCCAACGUAAAGCUAGGAUUCGUCAUCUUCAUCGCCAUCAUGAUACACAAGGCUCCAGCUGCCUUUGGGCUGACGUCUGUUCUUCUCAGGCAAGGCCUCUCGAAACGAGCGGCUCGUGGGCAUUUGCUUGUGUUUAGUUUGGCAGCGCCAGCGGGGGCUGUUGCGACAUGGCUCAUGAUCAAGGUGCUGGGUGGCGAGCACCUAGACGGCGAGAGCGGCACGUGGUGGACGGGGAUGCUGCUGCUCUUUUCCGGGGGCACUUUUCUAUACGUCGCCAUGCAUGCUAUGCAAGACGACAGCUCAUCUCAUAGUCACGACAGUCAUUCGGGAGCAAACGGCUAUUCGGAUGCGACGCCGGCGUCUCAACGUAAGCCCAAAGGUCCUGAAGCUCGUGACACUUUAGCCACAGUGGUGGGCAUGCUGUUGCCGCUUCUGACGCAGUUCGGACACCAUCAUUGA